CUCUUCCACACUCACACCACACCUCCAUAGCCAAGAACAACAUUUCACCCUAGCUGUACACUGUGCCGCAGCUCGUAGGGUUCUUGAGCAAGAACUUUUUACUCCUCUCCUCACCGUGAAAAGAUCGAUCUUUGCGGGGCGCGCAUGCACCAGCAUCACCCGGCGGCGGCCAUGGGCGACGCGCUGUGGGAGCUGAUCGGGGAGGAGAUGGCGGCGGCGGAGGCUGCCUCCGGGGAGCACGGCCUUCCCCCAGGCUUCCGUUUCCACCCCACCGACGAGGAGCUCGUCACCUACUACCUCGCCGCCAAGGUGUUCAACGGCGCCUGCUGCGGCGGCGUGGACAUCGCGGAGGUGGACCUGAACCGGUGCGAGCCGUGGGACCUCCCGGAGGCGGCGAGGAUGGGGGAGCGGGAGUGGUACUUCUUCAGCCUCCGCGACCGCAAGUACCCCACGGGCCUCCGCACCAACCGCGCCACCGGCGCCGGCUACUGGAAGGCCACGGGGAAGGACCGGGAGGUUCUCAACGCCGCCACCGGCGCCAUCCUCGGCAUGAAGAAGACGCUGGUCUUCUACAGGGGACGCGCGCCACGUGGGGAGAAGACCAAGUGGGUCCUCCACGAGUACCGUCUCGACGGCGACUUGGCCGCCGGCCGCCGCUCCUCCAAGGAAGAAUGGGUGGUGUGCAGGAUCUUCCACAAGGUAGUAGACCAAUACAGCAAGAUGAUAGAGAUGAGGAACCCCUACUGCUACCUCCCCAUGAACCACCACCACCCAAGCUUCUUCCAUGACGCACCUGUCCCCUUCCUAAACCCUAGCCAGCUCCUCCCCUACCACCAUGACCUCCCAAACCUGCAGUCAUCUCCAUUAAUGCAGAACCAGGCCAAGAACUCAAUCACCAACAAUGGCGGGUUCCCAGCAGCAGCUUGCACGCCGGAGCAGCCAAACAGCAGCUGCAACACAGCAUAUUUCCCUUUCCCGUCCUUCACCUCUAUCGCCAAUGGCAAGGCGGGCCAACCGGCGCAGCUCGGGGUCAACGGCGCUCCACAGGAGCCACCGCCGACCUGGCUGGACGCUUGCCUGCAGCACAGCGCCUUCGUGUACGAGAUGGGCCCACCUGCAUCCACCAGGGGCGCAUGAUCCGGAUCAUUCGUUUCCUAGCUAGGGCUACCCAUUUCGAUCAUUCGGCUAUAUUAUGUUGCAGCUUUUGAUUAGUACUCCUAGUUUGCAAGUGUGAUCGAUAUUUAGACAAACACUUGUACCUUAUUUUUACUUCUUCAGAUUUAUCCUUAAUUUAGUUCCCGUGUAGCUUGUAUGCAUUGGAUCACUGGAGUAGUAGUAGUAGUAGACUAGCACUAGAGUACUAAUCUCUUGAUCCGUGCAUGUAUCCGCAUGCAAUAUGGUCCUAUCUAUUGAUAAUUUCUAUAUGUAACGAAGAAUGGGUCUUUUUUUU
Molecule: messenger RNA, 1450 nt
Organism: Lolium perenne
Lineage: Eukaryota; Viridiplantae; Streptophyta; Magnoliopsida; Poales; Poaceae
Product: protein CUP-SHAPED COTYLEDON 3
Biological process (GO): regulation of DNA-templated transcription
Molecular function (GO): DNA binding
Source: RefSeq, a predicted model, not a curated record